UGACUAGUUCUACAAUCUACUUGCUACUAGCGUUGCUUCAUAUAGUCUCCGUAAUGUGUCAAGUACUUUCCGAUGAGCCAAAGUUUCUCGAGCCUAUACCUAACGUGACAGUACCAGUGGGAAGAGAUGCGUCACUUCCUUGUGUUGUGGAAAACCUCGGAACGUACAAGGUUGCCUGGAUCCACAUCGAUCGUCAGAUGAUCCUCACCAUCCACAGACACGUCAUAUCCAGGGUACCCAGGUUCAGUGUAUCUCAUGACAGUCAGAAGACUUGGCUGUUACAUGUGACGGGGGUUCAGCAAGAAGACAGAGGCUUCUACAUGUGUCAAGUCAACACAAACCCGAUGAUCAGCCAAGUAGGCUACCUUCAGGUGGUAGUGCCUCCCAACAUCAUAGAUGAGGACAGUUCAACGUCAGCUGUAGCUGUGAGGGAGAACCAGAAUAUCAGUUUGGUCUGCAAAGCAGAAGGUUUCCCCACCCCGAAGAUAAUGUGGAAAAGAGAAGAUGGAAAUCCCAUCACACUUGAUAGAAAGAAGAAAGGAGUUGUAACAGUGACUGUGUACGACGGAGAGCAACUCAACCUAACUAGAAUCACAAGGAACGAGAUGGGAGCCUAUCUGUGUAUAGCAACUAACGGCGUGCCACCAUCCGUCAGCAAGAGAAUCAUAGUGGAUGUCGAAUUCUCGCCGAUGGUGUGGGUACCAAAUCAGCUGGUAGGAGCUCCAGCUGAUACAAACGUCACUAUUGACUGCUACACAGAAGCCUACCCUCGAGCCAUCAGCUACUGGGUCUACCAAAACGUCAUGCUUCUCCCAACGUCCAAGUAUACCACUGAGACGUCAGAGAAUAGCUACAGGUCGACGAUGAAACUGACCGUGCACAACCUUCAGCCGAGAGACUACGGCAACUAUAGAUGCAUCUCAAAAAACUCCCUGGGGGAGACAGAGGGUUCCAUACGACUAUACGAGAUCCCGAGGCCCUCAUCUCCACCAAAAGCCACAAAAGUCGUCAGCGGAGCGACGAAAGAAGAUAUGCACAGAACUGUUGGAUGGACGGACUCACCCCUGGUAUUUAUAGCUUUGCUCACGCUGUUCUUCGGAUCCUUCUAUUGAAUAUCAUCAAGCAGUUUAUCACUUCGAAGUCAUUUGUUUAGUGAAUUUUUAUAACUUGUAUAUAAUGUAGUUUUAAAAUACAACUAUCAAUGUUCCUAAAUUUUAUAAAAUUAUGUUUGAAAACUUAACGCAUACACGAGGACCAAAAUUGCACGUUUUAUGACUUUGAUUUUUAUAUAGCUCAAAACUAUCCUUUCUUAUGGCUAAUAA
Molecule: messenger RNA, 1322 nt
Organism: Macrosteles quadrilineatus (aster leafhopper)
Lineage: Eukaryota; Metazoa; Arthropoda; Insecta; Hemiptera; Cicadellidae
Product: lachesin-like
Exons: 8
Coding region: 54-1112 (352 amino acids)
Cellular component (GO): neuron projection
Source: RefSeq, a predicted model, not a curated record